This is a messenger RNA of Camelina sativa (false flax), 364 nucleotides long. The record is from RefSeq and is a predicted model, not a curated record. Lineage: Eukaryota; Viridiplantae; Streptophyta; Magnoliopsida; Brassicales; Brassicaceae.
AGAAGAGCCGAAACAAUCCAUCAAGAGCUUACAUGCGAGACGCCAAGGCAAUGGCUGCUACGCCAGCUGACGUCAUCGAGCACCCGAACGCUUACGCUUUCGUCGUGGACAUGCCUGGGAUCAAAGGAGACGAGAUCAAGGUUCAGGUGGAGAACGAGAACGUGCUUGUGGUGAGCGGAGAGAGGAAGAGGGAGAGCAAAGAGAACGAAGGUGUCAAGUACGUGAGGAUGGAGAGGAGGAUGGGUAAGUUUAUGAGGAAGUUUCAGUUGCCUGAGAAUGCUGAUUUGGAAAAGAUCUCUGCUGUUUGUCAUGACGGUGUUUUGAAGGUUACUGUUCAGAAACUUCCUCCUCCUGAGCCUAAGAA